Drosophila obscura is the source of this 1750-nucleotide messenger RNA. RefSeq names its product prolyl 4-hydroxylase subunit alpha-1. Gene Ontology annotation, cellular component: endoplasmic reticulum. Gene Ontology annotation, biological process: peptidyl-proline hydroxylation to 4-hydroxy-L-proline. Gene Ontology annotation, molecular function: protein binding; iron ion binding; L-ascorbic acid binding. The record is from RefSeq and is a predicted model, not a curated record. Bases 32 to 1633 code for a protein of 533 amino acids. The transcript is spliced from 7 exons. NCBI's taxonomy places the organism in Eukaryota, Metazoa, Arthropoda, Insecta, Diptera, Drosophilidae.
UAGACAGUCCAGUCCAGUCUAUGCAGUCAUAAUGAGACAGUGGCCAAGUUUGCUCACAGUUUUGCUCUUCUUGAGUCCCCUCAUUGCAGGGGACGUUGCGGAGAAGCCAUACAAUGAGAGUGAGGAACGUUAUAGCUCCUCCACUGUGGGAUUGUUGAAGCUGUUGGAACUAGAGAUGGAGUUUAUAAAGAACCUGAAGAGCUACACAGAUCUACUAUCCGCAAAAGCAAAUACCUUACAAGAUUUCAUCGACUCUGUGGAUCGUGGAACGGAGAAAAGCCUCACUGAACGCGAGAAAUACGUAUCCAAUCCGCUGAAUGCCUUUGGACUGAUGAGACGCACGCAUCAGGAUUGGCCCAAAUGGCACAACUACAUAAAUAAUACUGUGGGAAGGGAUCAACUACAAUCACUGGAUGAUAUUCUGACCAAGGCUCCGGAUAGUCAGGAUAUGAAGGAGGCCCUGGUGGGCAUGCAACGGAUAGAAAGAACCUAUGGGCUGCAGGCCUGUGACCUGGCAAAGGGUCGACUGCAGGACAGGCAAUACGACACUCAACUAUCCAUUCGGGACUGCUUGGCUCUUGGGCAGCACAAGUUCCAGGAAGGCGACUACUUCCGGGCUUCUCUGUGGUACCGAAUGGCCCUCAAGCACGAACCCGAACCGAACGCCGAGACAUUCAAUGAGAUUCUGGGGGAUCCACUGAAGGACUUGAAGCUGAACUAUGCCAAAGCCACCAUUAUAGAUGGACUAAUCGAAGAACUGAGCCCAGGAAAUCAAUCUCAAAAAAUUCAGCAGGUUGUGGACGUAACGGAGGAAGAGUUACACAAGUCUAGAGCAGCAGAGCUGGAUGGUUUCGUAACAUAUUUGCUGGAUCAACCAGAUGAUGAUUUGGCUCGGGAAAUGGCCGAGCCUGCCCUUAGCUCCUACGAAAUCGGAUGUCGCGGACUCUAUCCGAGGCGCACGAAUCUCGUCUGUCGCUACAACUUCACGACAACGCCAUUCCUGAGACUGGCACCCCUGAAAAUGGAGGAGGUAAACCACGAUCCCUAUAUCGUUAUGUACCACGAAGUUCUUUCGGAGAAUGAAAUUGAGGAAAUGAAGAGGCGAUCCAGUGAGAUGAGCAAUGGCUGGGCAGACAUGAAGGAGGAGAACAGUACAAAGCUCAGGGAUAUCGUAUGCCGUCAUUGCUUUUGGUCGGAACAGUCGGCCGUCAGGGAGCGCAUAAAUCGACGCAUAUCAGAUAUGACGGGCUUCGAUUUCCCACUGACAGAGAAUCUGCAGGUGGCCAAUUACGGCCUGGGCACCCACUUCAAGCCCCACUAUGACUACACAUCCGAUGGUUACGAGACCCCAGAUGUUCUAACCCUGGGCGAUCGACUGGGCACCAUUAUCUUCUAUGCUAGCGAUGUGCCGCAAGGUGGUGCCACUGUCUUUCCUCGCAGUCGUGUCUCGAUUCUCCCCCGAAAGGGUAGCAGCGUUUUCUGGUUUAAUCUAUACGACGAUGGCAGACCAGAUACUCGUAGUCAGCAUUCGGUGUGCCCUGUAAUCGUAGGCGAUAGAUGGACUCUCACCAAAUGGCUGCAUAUUGUUCCUCAAAUGUUUGUCAUGCCUUGCAAGCCGAGAGAGAAGUCUUAAGGAAAUCCAAUAAACAAAAAGUACAUAAAAAGGUUUCUGAAACUAUAAAAAGAUUGUUAGAGUGCACUGGCUCUGGAGCAGACUUCUGCUGAAAAUAUAUAAAGGAGAGAAAGCUGA